Messenger RNA from Phycodurus eques (leafy seadragon), 2559 nucleotides. It is a transcript of the gene fli1, whose product is annotated as Fli-1 proto-oncogene, ETS transcription factor. The record is from RefSeq and is a predicted model, not a curated record. Gene Ontology annotation, cellular component: nucleus. NCBI's taxonomy places the organism in Eukaryota, Metazoa, Chordata, Actinopteri, Syngnathiformes, Syngnathidae. Gene Ontology annotation, biological process: regulation of transcription by RNA polymerase II; cell differentiation. The transcript has 10 exons. The coding region runs from base 252 to 1625 and encodes 457 amino acids. Gene Ontology annotation, molecular function: sequence-specific DNA binding; DNA-binding transcription factor activity, RNA polymerase II-specific.
CAUACAACCGCUGCUCCACUCUUUCAACAAAAUAACUCGCAAAGAAGAAGAAAAACAAACGGACGGCUUCGCGUGGACAGGACUUAAUUAUUUCAAAGUGUGUCGACGAGGUGGAGCAGCGGGAGGAGGAGGAGGAGGAGGGACACUUCCUGCUCCGACGCGCAUUAAACGCUAAGAACAGCAUCAGGGUCCACUGUCGGACACGCAGCAGCACCCUUGGGGACCCCCCUUGCGUCAGGUAUACUACAGUCAUGUUCCAAACUGUCCCUGACACGUCGUCUUACGUCAAGGAGGCGCUAUCAGUGGUGAGUGAAGACCAGUCCUUAUUUGAGCCUCCGUACGCUGCUGCUGCCCCUCUCCCCAAGACAGACAUGACUGCAUCUGGCGCGCAGGACUAUGGCCAGACUCACAAAAUCAACCCAUUACCCCCACAGCAGGAGUGGAUCAACCAGCCAGUGCGAGUCAAUGUCAAGCGGGAAUAUGAACAUAUGAACGGAUCGAGGGAGUCUCCAGUGGACUGCAGCGUGGGUAAAUGUAAUAAGCUGGUGGGGAAUAACGAGACAUCUCAGAUAAACUAUGGAAACUACAUGGAUGAGAAGAACGCCCCGCCCCCCAACAUGACUACGAAUGAACGGAGAGUCAUUGUACCAGCUGAUCCUUCGUUGUGGUCCCAGGACCACGUACGCCAGUGGCUAGAGUGGGCCAUCAAGGAGUACGGCCUGUUGGAGAUUGACACAUCCAUGUUUCAAAACACGGAUGGCAAAGAGUUGUGUAAGAUGAGCAAGGAUGACUUCCUCCGACUCACCACCAUGUACAACGCCGAAGUUCUUCUCUCUCAUCUCAAUUACCUCAGGGAAAGUAGUUCAUCAUUAUCCUACAAUACACCAUCUCACACAGACCCAUCCCCACGUCUGACUGCCAAAGAAGACCCUUCAUAUGAUGCUGUACGGCGAACAGGAUGGUCAAACAACAUGCACAGCGCCAAAGGCUCACCAGUUGUGACUCAGAAUGUGACCAAGACUACCGAGCAGCCCAGAGCUCAACCAGAUCCUUACCAGAUACUUGGUCCCACCAGUAGUCGCCUAGCCAAUCCUGGUUCAGGCCAAAUCCAACUUUGGCAAUUCCUCUUGGAGCUCCUGUCGGACAGCGCCAACGCCGGCUGCAUCACCUGGGAGGGCACCAACGGCGAGUUUAAGAUGACGGACCCGGACGAGGUGGCGCGCCGUUGGGGCGAGCGCAAGAGCAAGCCCAACAUGAACUACGACAAACUGAGCCGUGCGCUGCGCUACUACUACGACAAAAACAUCAUGACCAAGGUGCACGGCAAACGCUAUGCCUAUAAGUUUGACUUCCAUGGCAUCGCCCAGGCGCUGCAACCCCAUCCCACCGAGUCGUCCAUGUAUAAGUACCCCUCGGACCUAGCCUACGUGCCUUCUUAUCACAGCCAUCAACAGAAGGUCAACUUUGUGUCCCCUCACCCUCCGUCCAUGCCAGUUACCUCCUCCAACUUCUUCGGACCAACUGCUCCAUACUGGAGCUCGCCCACUGCUGGCAUCUACCCCAACCCGAACGUCCCCCGCCACCCGAACACCCAUGUGCCCUCCCAUCUGGGCAGUUACUAUUAAACACCUCUAUAUAAACACCCACUAGCCAAGCCCGCCCUUGCUGACCUGCACUCCCAAUACCGUAAUGAAGGCAAUGAAGAGGCGUGAUGAUAUCAAAGGAGAUUUUAAAAUAUUUGUUAAUAAUUUCUAAACAACUGGAUGCUAUGGUCCUAAAUGGAAUACUACUUACCUUUAGAAGACUUGAUGUUUCGGACAUGUGCCUUUAUCUUCCACUUCCUCCUGGAAGCUGCAGCCAGUUCCUCUCCAAAAUGUUUGCCACGCCAAAGUCUGAGGACAGAAGAGCAAUCAUGUCUGCCUCCUCAGCCCAGACAUGGCCCUUUAUUUACGGGUCUCAAUCUACAUCCUCCUGAGUACAUUACAGCCAUUAUGCUUGAAAGCAUCUGCUCUUUCCACCAUCUACAACCUUGUUGGGGGUUGUUAUUCCCACACACCAAAGCCUUCAUCUUUUUCCCCCACUGUCUCUGCUCGUCCAUCUGUAUCAUUUUGUGUGUGUGUAGAGUCUUCUGGAAUUCGCUGGAAAAGAAGGAGCCCCCCCCACACACAAGACACGGACCUUUCUCGGCACUGAAUGAAAGUUGACAACUGGAAUAAGCCAUUCACAAUUUAAUUUAUCCUCCAAACUGGAAGGCAAGAGAGGAGUUGAAUCAUAGAAAAGGAAGCGCUGUAUGUCUGCUGAACUGUCAGUUGUACUCUACAUGCUUUCUGCGUUGCGUGUGGAGUUGAUGAUGGGCAAUGUGUACAGCUGUGUUGUGCUGAGGAAGCCGUGUCAAGACGUAAUUGAAGCAAUUUUGCAACAAGUCAACCCAGGCCGACACACUCGACUAUUAAAAGUUUACCGCAUUGACGCCUUGAAGCCAUGUUAUGUCUCUCGACCAUGUCAGUAUUAAUGUGAAUGUUAUCCGGUUUGUGUCUUAAAAGAGGAUGCAAAAUCAAA